AUGAGUACACCGCAAGAAAACGCAGAAGAUGUUCGAUUUAUUGACAUUUUGGCCCAUCUCCCCUAUGCCUGCUCCUCCGUUGAGAGAUUGGUAGGCGGAAGCGUGAAUUGCAUCUGCAGGGGAUCGUUGGUCGACCCGUUGCCAGAUGGAAGCCGGAGUGUCAUUAUUAGACAAUGUUCAGAUGUCACUCGAUCUACAGCCGAGCUGGCAUUCCUGCAGAUGGCCAAAGAUACUGGCGCCUUUAAGCCUAUCUUGGAGAAUGGCGUCUCAAUAAAACCCGUGCAUCUAUAUCAUUUCAUUCCCGAGUUACAAAUACAACUCGUCGAGGACAAAAUCGAGAGUCAGUUGUUGAAGUCAUUUCUUCUGUCACCUCCUCCUGGGCCCAUUAUCCAAGACCAAAUCAUGUCCAUUGGCGAAGCGAUCGGGCAAUGGCUUGCUUGUUUCCAUAAUUGGGGCAGGAGUUUGAUUGAAGAACAAAUUUUGAAGACAUUUCAGCACAAUGAAGACCUUCACUGCAAGACACCCAGUCCUUUAUACGAAGCGGUUGCCAAUCAGUGCGAGGAUAAAAUCCUGCGGCAAGCAGUCCUCGCGGCUCUCAUCAAGAAGGACCAAAGAGUGCAGGGUGUGAUUCAUGGGGACUUUUCCUCGCGAAAGUAUGCUUUGUCUUUCCAUGUUCAUGACAAUAUGCUAACAGAGAUGAACAGUAUUCUCAUUCAAUACUCAUCUUUGCCAAUUGGCACAGAGCUUACCGUUAUUGAUUGGGAGACUAUUACGUAUGAAAACCAGCUCCACGACUUUGCCAAUAUGAUGGCAGUCACCUACAUUCAACACCAUUUUAGCGGUGCUGGCUCCUUCAUUUCAUUGACUCAAGGAUUUGUACGGGGGUACCGAGAUCUGGACGCGGAAUUGUUCGCUGAAGCUUUGAUUCUCAUUGGGGUCUGGAUGCUUUUCUUUAGGCAAAUCAUGGCGGGACCUGGAUUAUCUGAAACGCCCCGGAUAGAUCCAAAGGGCAAACUGAAGGGCUUAGCAAUCGAUCUUAUAUCGAAGGGAGCGAACGGAAAUGUUGGUUCGACCGAAGGCGACCUCUUACAAUUUUUUAACUAG
Molecule: messenger RNA, 1104 nt
Organism: Penicillium crustosum
Lineage: Eukaryota; Fungi; Ascomycota; Eurotiomycetes; Eurotiales; Aspergillaceae
Exons: 2
Coding region: 1-1104 (367 amino acids)
Source: RefSeq, a predicted model, not a curated record